UCGUCGACGUAGGUUCAACUGAGGGCACCAAUUGUUGUUUACUGCGUUUAGUCUAACUAAUAACCUGUGAUUUUGUUUAAGUUUUGUUAAAAAUUUACCGCUGUUUUGUUUUUUACUCGUUGAUACUUAUUUCGUGCGCUCUAUCCGUUCUAAAUGGUCCAGAUAAUAGACAUGAUGCGUCCUGAAGCUUAUCAACAAUUUAUUAUGAAUCGGCCCAUACAGGUGAAGCCGGCGGACAGUGAGAACCGGGGAGAUAGAAAGCUGUUUGCGGGGAUGCUCAGUAAGCAGCAGACAGAAGAAGAUGUUCGACAACUGUUCGCCCCUUUUGGAACUAUAGAAGAGUGUACCAUACUGAGAGGUCCGGACGGUGCAAGCAAAGGUUGCGCUUUCGUCAAAUUCAGUUCUCACUUGGAGGCACAAGCAGCGAUUAACAGUCUUCACGGCAGCCAAACUAUGCCUGGAGCGUCCUCUAGUCUGGUGGUCAAGUUUGCUGAUACGGAAAAGGAACGCCAGCUUCGGCGAAUGCAACAGAUGGCGGGAAACAUGAGUCUCCUGAACCCUUUCGUCUUCAAUCAUCAGUUCGGAGCGUACAGCGCCUACGCCCAAGUCAGUCCGGAGCAGCAGGCAGCUUUGAUGGCUGCUGCCCAGGGGACCGCAUACAUCAACCCUAUGGCUGCACUUGCCACCCACGCCACUCUCAAUGGGAUGGCGAACUCGGUGGUUCCUCCAACAUCAGGAUCGGGGACAGGACAGUCCGUAAACGGCGCAUUGCCCAGUCUCCCGUCACCAACUAUGCCUAACUUCAACAUGGCUCAGACACCUAACGGGCAGCCACCCUCCUCCGACCCCGGCGUCUAUACUAACGGCAUCCCACAAACAUACCCAGCACAUGCACUACAUCUGUCCAUCCCUGCACCGGGGCUAGCCAACGGAGAGGCAGCUCUUCAACAUGCUGCAGCCUAUCCCGGUAUGCAGCCCUACCCAGGAGUCGAACUGGAAAAUAUUUUGGCCUACCCUGCAGUCUAUGGGCAGUUUCCACAGGCGAUUGCACAGCCUAUGGCCGGCGUGGCCGCAUCCCAGCGGGAAGUGUACUGUUUCCCAGGCUGCUCCAUCUCGGGCCCAGAGGGCUGCAACUUGUUCAUCUACCACCUGCCACAAGAAUUCGGGGAUGCAGAGCUCAUGCAGAUGUUCCUGCCCUUCGGAAAUGUUAUCAGCAGCAAAGUAUUUAUUGACAGAGCCACCAAUCAGAGCAAAUGCUUUGGAUUUGUGUCAUUUGACAAUCCAGCAAGCGCCCAAGCAGCAAUCCAGGCAAUGAAUGGAUUCCAAAUUGGAAUGAAAAGACUUAAAGUUCAGUUGAAACGACCAAAAGAUGCCAAUCGUCCUUACUAACCCCGUGUACCAGGGGAAUAGGUCAUUUGCCAAUCACUUCACCAGGUAUUUGAGCGGUGAUUUUAUAUAACCUGUGGGGAGCACAGCAACCACAUCAAAAUCAUUUGACUCACAUCAUUCAUCAUAACUCUAGCUAGUCUUCAGCAUCUAGUCAUCAUACUACUAAACUAAUCAUACAUAUAUAAUAUAUAUUUAUUAAGAAAUAUAUUAAUCAUAUUUGAUUAAUAAUAUUCAUUAAUCACUACUGAUAAAGUAUUAAUAUACAAUAUGUAUAAUAUUAGUAUUAACUCUUGGGGGACUGAGGAAAACCUCUGUUUGUGUUGUUUUUACUUGCAAAGUUGUUUUCUCUAUUUAUUAAUUAUUAUUUUUGCUCUGUUUGGCAAAGAAUUUUAUGGUUAUCAAUUUUUAAGCUGAUAAGUUAUUGAUUGUGUGAGUAAUUUUAUAAACUUUAGCGACCAUGCCGAAUUUCCACUUAGGAUAUACUGUACUGUAACUAUUAACUCUAUGUACAUAUUGCUGACUGACCAAUCUAGUGAUACAGACUAGGACUCGAUAAUAUUGUUUUUAAUGCAAUUGCCAGGUAAUCAGGAAAUACCUCAUGUAAAUUCUAAUGUAACGAUAUAGAAAGAAUAUUCUAAACACUUAUUCUUGCCUGCAAUGUUGGGAAACAAUUUUUGGGGUGGUUCAUGUAAAAUUUAAUGUAAAAUUUGGUGAUAUCAGGACUGGUUUUCAUAAAUUGUAAAAUUUUACUAUAAAUAUGAGAUAAAUAUUUUAUUACAAAGUAGGUGAUCGGCUACAUAAACCUGAGAUAAAAGUGCAAAUGCUUAGCAUUGUUUAUUAAAGUUCAAAUAACAAACAGCAGGCCUUAUGAGGGCUUUCGAAAUGAUUGUGCCAAAUAUAUGUAAUUUUUAUAUUGUGAAGAGAUUUAAUAUCUUUUAAUUGGAGGAAAAUCCUCAACAGAAAGAAAUAUAUAUCCAGUCUAGUGGUUUUAAAUAAGUCUUAUUUGUUAAAAUUAAUUUUCAGAACUUUAAUUUGAGUGUUUUAAAUGCUUAAAAAUAUUUGUUCUCUGUAACCCCCCAACACGUAAUUUUGAUUUUCUUUUGCUAGCACCUUCAGAGGGUCUUGAUUAAUCUUUCCAUCAAGUUUUUAUUUGCAUUUUCUCUUUAUUAUUUCAUGGUGAGCUAAAUCUUACAAAACUUGGCUUGUUAUAAUUCCUUUUACAUAAAUGACUAUAAUGUUUACUGGCAUUCGUAAUUUUCCAAAGUGCAUUAGCAUUCCAAUAAAAUAUCCUGUAGCAACAUUGGAUGGAUGGGGAAUGCAAUAUAAUUUCCCAAUUAAGACACUCUUAUUAAGAUACAUGAGCCAACAUAAUUUCUUUAUUUGUAUCGCCAAGCAGUGAAGUAUAAUUCAUAGAUAAUUGAGGGUGUUACCUGGAACAUGCAUUUUUAAUUAAAUAGGAAGAGAACCAGUGGCUUUAUACAUAAUUAUACAGUAUUGGGAGUAGGGGAAAAUUAUUACAUAAACAUAAACACUACAAAUAAAAUAAAUAUCAUGACUUUAUUAUUUUUUAUUUUAUGAAACAUCAAAUAUACUACUAUUGAUAAUAUCUCAACAUAUUUUACACCUUGCCCAAUUGGAUACUGAAAAAAAUUUUGAAAAGUGUGUCAAAACAUUUAUAAAGAAACAUUUAAAUCAUAAACGCAUUGUUUCUUUUACAUAACCCAUAUAUUUUAUUUUUAAAAAACUGCUUUGUUCAAUAUGCUUUUAUUUUACAAGUAUUUGAACAUCAAUUAUGUUUAAAUACUUCAACUGCACAGUGAAUAAAAGUGAGUAAAAUAAGUCCAUGGUAAUUUCUUUUACAUAUUUGAAUAAUUCCUUCCCUACACUCCAUAACUAUUUUUUUUUUAUAAUAAGGACAAGACACUUAUUUUGUAUUCAAUUUUAUAUUAAAAGGCUUACAAAAUUCCCUAUAUUAAGUCUGGAAAAUUCUCUCAGGAACAUAUCCAAAGGGCAGUUGUGAGAUACAUGUUUUUUAAACACUUCAGAAUUAACUAGAUCGAGCAAUGACAGUUUUGGAUCCCAAAGUAUUUCAGCAUGUGUAACUUUUAGUUUUCAAUAAAGUUAAUUUAUACACAACAGGAAUAAAAGCAUAUACGACCCUUCCCUUGAAACCAAAUUAUAAGAUAGAAUAGAAAAUGUGAUUCAUGAACUCUUGACAAAUAAAUCUUAUAUUAAUAAUACUUAAAACUGAAUUCCUUAUUUAUAUUGUUGACAAUUAGUAAAUAAUAUACAAACUAAAUUAUAGUAUGCCUAGUAUAUUAACAUAUUUUCCUUAAACUAAUAAUUUUUACAGUCAAUCAGCAUGUUUAGAAAGCUUUUGUGUGAAAUGCAAAUUUUGCCACAAUAGUGACAUCACUGAAGCAUCUUCUGUGUUUGAUUUAUCGUACUAAAAUUGUGCUCUCACGGCCAAAAUCACAUCACUUGAACACGCGUGGUGCAUGGAACAGACAAGAUGCUACUGCCGUAGACCAGCAGUGUUUUGGUCCCUUUUUUCAUUUGGUGUUGAAGCCAGUGGCUGCAUUUUCAUAGCCCUAGUAACUUUACUCUUUAACAUCAUCAUGAAAAUUCUGACAGGCUGCAGCAUCAACACCCAAGUGAUAUUAUGAUAUGAACACUGGUGGUCUGCAAGCAUCAGCUGGCCAUUCCUCAUUUAAAUGAGAAAAAUGCUGAAGUACAGUAUGUUCUCAGAAACGUGUUCAUUUGUUCAUGAAAUUCACUGUAUGAGUGUAAAGUUUUAAGUAUGACUGACCUCAAGAGGAUUCUUCAUGUGGUUGUUGUUGUGAAAAAAUGCAUGUCACUAACAUCCUGACUGGUCAGAAAAUAAAUUUAAUGUUAUCACUUAAUGUCUUGAAAUACCCAUAAUAAACCCUAAAAUGAUUCUUUAAAAUUAUUAUUUUUUCAAAUUCCUAGUUUAAAUUGUUUUGACUUUAUGAUCUCAGUACCAAGAGUUUUAAGAGGAGAUCAGUUUGUGGAGUUCCAAUUAGAUGCACUGUGAAAUAGCAAUAGAAAAUCAACUUGGUUUCUGUUGCUUAUACAUUAAAAUUUUUACAAAUCUGUUAAGAUAUGUGAUGAUAAUUACUUUAUUUGUUUCUUGAAUGGUGCUAACAACUAAUGUAGUAUAUCAAAAAUGUAAAUACUGUAGAUUAAAUUUAAUCUUUAAUUUGUUUCACCUCACAGUGCACUAGUUGGUUGAAAAUAAUCAUAUCGUGAUUUAUUAUACUGAAUAGGUGGCUUACAUGUUCUAUGUGCGAAGUGUGCAUAGAUAAAAAGUCAGAAUCAAAUUACAAACCAGUCCUGGAUCCCCAAACUAAGCAAACCAAGAGCCAAUUUAUAUUUCUGAUAACCAUGACAAUUCUUUGGCAAGACUACCUAAAAAGCGUGCUGCCACUAGUUUGGCUGUUAGAGUUCCACCCGUCGUCUAUGUGUGAUAAUAAUAUUUAUUUUCUAUACACCUUUUUAAGGGAAAUCCAUGGUUAAGAAAUUGAUGUCUUUAACUCUUACGCUCUGGACUAUUCCAUUUGGGCUGUGAUUUUCAAAGAUUCUGUAACAUAUAAAUGUAGUUCCGUGGUGUACAGCAUGUUGUAUUCACGAUUCUGUAUUAACUAUACAUAAAUACUAUAUUGUAGUACACAGUUAUGUUUGUCACUAUUAUUAUGGGUUUAAAACCGAUUCGCUAAAUGAUAUCACAUCUUGCUCAAUAUAAUUUAGGUCCACUAUAUCAAUUAUGUGUAUUAUAUGUCGUGCACUUGGGUGUUGGCAUUUGUGGUUGAUGUUAGUAUUGUUUGUGUAAUUCUGUUCAUGUUUUUCUAAGAAAAUCGUCUAAACUAUCUGACCUAAACUUUUUCUAGUUGGAUAAAACUGCAAAUACUGUCAUGCAUUUUCCGUCCUACCAAUAAUGCAAUGACCUAAUAAAAUUGUCUUCUUAAAACCUUUUUUAGACACUAAACCAAAUAUUUUGUUUGUUGAGAAAGCUCUUUAAUAAACAUAAAAAACAUACAAGCAUGUAAAAGUGUUAUUGGUGUAUUUUAAUUAAAUAUCUAAAUUGUGUCAUACUUAUUUUUUGCAUACAUUUAAAGUACUACACAAGAUAUGGUCUUAGCUUCAAUUUUCUGUUGUUUUUAAAUGAAAAUGUAUUAUAAUCUUUUUCUACAAUUUAGUGUGAUAACAGUUAUUGGUACUACAUUAUGGUUUACCGUUUGUUAAGCAAUCAAAAAGUCAAUUAUGCAUAUAUUAUUAGCUGCAACCAGUUUUAAACCCAAAUAAAUAAAAAGAGCUUAGCGUUACGUAUCUUUAAAAUAUUAAUCUUUAUUCUUCUUUUGUAGUUUAAUGUAUUUGUCAGUUUCUUAAAUUUAUUUUAAUAUAAAAAGAAAAAUUUAUGUGGAGACAUUACGUAAAAUGUCUUUGAUAGCUUUUGUUUUCAAAUCCAAUUUCUCUCUGUAGCUUUGCUCUCCUUUAAAAAAAUAUGCUAAAUUCUUAUUUUCAUAAUUGUUUUGAAUUGAAAAAAAGCUUGGACCAACUUUCAACAACAGUUGAUAGUAACUGUUUCACUUGAUAUAAAUAAGCACGUUUAUUUGUAUUAUGUGUAACAGUCCAUGUUUUGGUGCAAGAAACUGAAACUGACUUGUAAAUAGCUGAUUAUGUGCUUCUCCACAUGAAUUCCCUUAGCAAUGAUUGUUUAGGCCUAUUAGAUCAAAGUCUUGGAUGUUUCACUGUUUAGGUCUCUAACAGCCGAACCUUAUUUAUUUUUGUACAAGUAGCAGCACUGCUAAUGAGGUAUAUUGUAUAUAGUCAGCCCUAAGCCCUUGCAGGAAUUGUAACUGUGUAUUACUCAACAUGGUGUGUCAGUAGGCUUGGGUUGUAUUUACUAGAAAUAGAGGCCAUGUAUAGUUCGAGCUAUAGUAUUUUCUAUUAACCAUUGAGAAAUCUUUCUAGUAAAACGACCUUGAGAACGUAGUUACCAUAGAUUUUUCAGAAAGGCUAUAAAUUACUGUAGCUAGGAAUUUUGUCUGACGGUUCGAAUUCGGAUCAUUGAUCGUAUUUGGCCGGUAGUGUUACUUUGGUGUUUACUAAAAUGCCUCGGCCAAAGUACUCCGAUGUUCUAAUAGAUACAGUAAUCGAGUAAAAAUAUUUUAUAUACAAGUAUUCCUUUGAAUAAGGAACUUAAGGGAGCUUACAAGUAGAGGUGUACCCUGUUUGGGCGGAAAAUGAGAAUCGAUUGUUUAAGAAAAGAGCUUUGACAGAGGAUUUCUUUAGUGAUAGGAAAUGUGUGAUUUCGUCGGUAGAAGGGGGGAGCGAGCCAUGCUCAAACGCGGUAACAUAGAUUAAUUGAUUGUAUUUAUACAUGUAUAAACUAUUAGUGAAUAUCUAGUAAGUAGUGUCUUCAUGACCCUUUUAGAUAAAAAUAGAUACUUUAAAACUUGUUAAUUUAAGCAGGGAAUCAUCUAAGUAGUUAUCAUAAUACAGUUAUCCAAAGAUUGAGUUCAUGUUUCCUUCUCGUAUCAAUUACGAACCGUAUAUGAACUAUAAAGCCAAGUGCAAUACAGCUGUUCCCUGACUGACCUUCAUUAGUAUCAUUUAUAUAUUAGCGUAGACACAGCUUUUUAAAAGUAUUUUAUUGACUAGUGUUAUAAGGUAUUUAUUCAUUUUAAUAUAGUUAUAUUUAUCGACUUUGUAUCACAUAUUAUAUAUUACAACAUAUUAAUAGCGAUGAUUUGCCAUUUUAUUGCUAACUAUCGCUUAGGCUAACUUGUUUUACGCUCUAUAUAAAUAUAUAUAUUAUAUAUAACCAUAAUCUUUUUUCUCUAAUCAUUUUCUACUCUCGAAAGAAGAUUAUUUUGUAAAUUUUUAUCUCGCAUUCCAGUGUUCUACAGAUUCUGGAACAUUCCUUACAUUUCUGUUUCCUUGGCCCCGUUUGUUUGCGCUGUUCACAGACACGUACGUUCAUCGUUUGUUGCCCUGCAUUUGAUAAUCGUAUCAUCCCAUCGCCCAUCAUAGUCUCCCAUUUUUGUACUAAAUCAUAAUGAAUCAUUUUACCACUACUACAUUUAAACAACUAGAGCAAUGAAGUGAAUAUUCUUGCUUCGAUACAGGGUAUGUUUUUAUUGAAAUAUAAGGAAGAACUAAUUUUCAAUUGUUUGGUCAUUGUCGAUGUAAGUGUAAAUGUUUCCUUUUCUUUCAUUUAAAAUUGUGUAUUUAUAAUGAAAAAGAUCAAUAGAUUUUUAUAAGUGUCUUUUUAUUUAAAUCUCCGUGUAAUUGAAGAAAUCAAUUAAUAUACAUAAAGUUAUUAUCAGUGAUCAUAAAUAAAUGUAGAUUUUUCACAAUUGUAUAAAUGAAUAAAGUACAGUAGCAUGAAACAUAGUUUAGGGUAGUGUAAGUGCAUGCGCCCCUCUAUUGCAGGCAUUCUAUUAUGAAUCAUUUUAUUAUCUUGUUGUAAAAUUUUACUUCAUUAAUAAUUGUUUCUUUUAAGAAAUAAUUCUUUUAUAUCUUUGUGAUAUCCAAUUUGUUGUCUUAAUAGAAUCAUGAAAUUUGUUUGUAAGCAAGAGUGCGUUGCGUGAGUGUACAACCCACUGUAUUACAUCAUGUCUCGUGUACCAGCAAUAGUUCGCUAUGGUACAUGGUGUAACUGCGGUAAUGUACACGUACACCACAACCUUGUAUCACUUCUAAGCGGUUAUAGAGUUCCAGCCUUUCAGGACUAUUUCUUUGUAGAUAUUGGUAGUUCGCAUUCACAGUCACAACUGACCACAAUUUCAUUUGUUUCUGCCCUGAACCCAGCACAUUGUUGAUGUUUCAUUUGAAAAAAACUUAUUCUUGUCUUUGUGUUUGGGAGUACAUGAUCUACCGUUCUAGUCAGGUUCUAGUCACAAACUUGUGUGAUCAGGUAUUUUAUAAUGAACUUUGUACACUUAAUUAUAAAAUCGAGUUUUGUAACAUUGUGUUGCAUUGUUUCAAUGACAUUGAAUAAUCACAACUGUAAUAUUUAUUUUUAAUUUAUAAGUAUUUAAAUAAAUGCACUCAAAUUACAUAAUAGUGUGUUCAUAUCUCACUAAUUCAAUAAGUAGAAUAGAACACUAAAGAUUGUUACAGACUUAACAGUUUUAUUUAUUAAUUUUUUAUAAAUGUUUGUAAACUUAAUUAAAAACGUUAAACAUAGCAUGGAAAUGUUAUAUGUACCAUCUUGCAUAUUUCCCAUUUGAUACAGCAACAAUGUUUAAAACUCUUCUCAGUUCCAGUUCUAUGAUUCAAACUAGCUUUUAUUCAAAUUCCCUAACUAUUCACACAAUUAAGCUGAAUACAAAUAUGCAAUAGUAAAGAUCAAACCAUUAUAUUUUACAAUAAGAUCUACUUCUGAUGUUUCUAAAUAACUGUCAACAAUGUUGACUCUCCAGAAAACUAUUUAAAUCCCUGCUUUGAUUUCAGUUGUGCGUUCGUCCAGUAAACUGUUCUGUAGCAAUUACUAAGAAUUUUAAAAACUACCUGGUCACACGUAAAUAAACUAACCUAAUUAUAUUGCAUAACAUUUCUAGUCACUAUUACUCUAGCACAUAUAUUUUUGUAAUCUUAAUCUUAUUGCUAUAUUGUUCUCUAGAACAAAUGUUUUGUUCAAAUCUGGUCGCAUAGGACAAGAUUUUAUGUAUCUUUUAAAGAACAACACUACAUUUGUAUGUCAUAGGUCUAACAUUGCCAGUUAUACUGAAAAGUACAAACUCUGUAUAAUAUAAUACAACAAACAAUACUGAGCAGCACAUUAUAUAUGUGUGACCAAAGUAUUGUUAUUUUUGUUCCUCGAGACAUGUAUUCCCAUCAAUUUAAUAUUGAUGUUUUGCCAUUGAUGAACUAAUCAUUUAUAGAGACAUAAAAGUUUCUAAUUUGACUUCAUAGAUUUAUUAUUCUAAUUUAAAGUUAAAAACGAUGUUUUAAUUUCUUUAUUUUGCUACUCAUAACUGUAGUAUUUAUAUAUUGUUGUUGAUGCAUAACGAAAAAUGUUUUAGUAUAUGAAGGAGACAAUACUUAGGCAAGAAAAACUACAAAAUAAUUUUGUACGUCUUUAUUUGAAGACUUUUUAUUGAGUAUGUUGAAUUUUGGUGUAUAUUGUUGAAUAUUACUGUUGGUCUUAUUUUCGGCAUUCGUUUUAUGUGAGGAGAUCAUUUAAACUUUUUUUGUCGUUUUGCGAAACAUUUGUAAUAAAUGUUAAUAUUCAAAGGCUUACAGGGAUGUCUCAUAAGAAUUAGUUUUGAAUAGCUUUAAAGCGAACUGUUGCGUUCUAUAUAGAAAUAGCUUUUUUAUAUAGCGUUUUAUUUUUCUAAACGCCUCUGUAUAACUUCAUUUCAGAAAGUGGCUUCUUUGCUGAUAACACGUUACGUGGGGAAUUUUUGUAUGUAAAAUAAAAAAAAAGACUUGAUUAAAGUAUAACUGUGAAUACUACGCAGAUAUUUGCCGAUAGAAUAGAGCUUCUGUUUUCAGUUGGCAGACCUCGCGACAACGCUCACAGCAGAGUAAUGUCAUGAGACUGACUCACUCCCGACAAAACUCGCGGAACAGUAUUGUCAUUAAAGCGAUUCAGUCGUAACACAAACUCUCAGUACGGUGUAUGAGUCUGAAGUAUUUGUCAUGGCAAUACUCAGCAUAGUAUUGUCAUGUGACUGAUCCACUUAAGACUAACCUUUCAUCAGAUCAUCGUCCUAAGACUGACUUACUAGCAGCAGAGUUUUGUUACGAGACUGACUCACUUUUGACAAAACUCAUAGCAGAGUAGUGUCAUGAGACUGAUUCACUCUUGUAUUUGUGACCCGUCGAGUGUCUAGUGAACGCGUACACACUGUCAGUAUUUCACUUGUAAUAAUCUGACAUCUCAAAUACAUUGCAAUGUCAGAUUAUUACAUAUCAAGUGCCAUGUCACGGUCGAGUUUUUAGAAUUUCUGGCGCCGGCUACCAUAUCAAUUUGAUGUUGACUUUGUUUCUUUUUCAGCCUGUACAUAGCCGUUUUUCUAAAUGCUGGGAUCACCCUCAAAAAGAAAGCAUGCCAACUUGUUUUGUCAUAUCUGUAAAUUUUUUAUUUAUGACAAAAUCACAGAGUACUUAUUACUUACAAUAAUUAUUAUGAUUAGUAAUUAUUAUAUACUAAUGAUAACCUAUAAUAUUAACUAUAUACAUAAGUGAAAAAUUAGCCAAGCUAGAUUUUAUUAGAUUAAAACUGAACACACGGGCUUGUUGGAAGAAAAUUACGGACAAGACUUAAUUUCAUUAUGUUUACUGAGAGAAUUCUAGAGUACAGCCGAUCCAUCUUUGCUAUAUGAUAGUGUAUAACACAAAUCCUCAGUUGCUUACAGAUACUCAGAACUGAAUAUUUUAAAAAUAUAAAGUGUCCGUUGUUUUCUUUCUAACGAAAUUUCUGAAAUGGAACAAACUCAUGUGUAUUGUAUAAACUAUUAUAUAAUAUUUAAACACAAAGCAGAGAGAUGGACAUCUUAGAGCGACCUUGAUAGCAGUAGACACUUCAAUUAACAAGUAGCUAUUUAUUUAUUUAAUUAUUUAGUACUUUAAUGGUUAACAUCAGUCUUAACAGCAGCCUACAGGGAAGACCAAAGUUCCCUGUAGUCGUUUGUUACUUUUAAAUUCUAUCUUCAUUGUACAAAAGAGAAAUCAGUUGACACUGCUGUUUAUUUUUAAUCUUAUGUUUCAUCUAGUGAAUUUGUGCUACUUGAAAUACAAGCGACUGAAAUUUGACACUAUUUAGAUGCAUUGACAGAAUUUACAUUUUAAUAUUUAAACAUAGUUUUUCUCUUUGUAAAAAUAAAAUAACUCCAUAUUGUUUAUGAGUUCAUUUUCAAAUUCCAGUUGAACUCUUAUGAUUGUAAUUACUCUUCAUUAUUAUACCAGUCUCUUAUCUCUUGCUGCUGUUUCAAGUAGGUCAAAUCCUGAUUAUACAAUCUUUAUAAAGGAAUUUAAAAAAUAAAGUUGAAAAAAUUAAA
Molecule: messenger RNA, 11420 nt
Organism: Homalodisca vitripennis (glassy-winged sharpshooter)
Lineage: Eukaryota; Metazoa; Arthropoda; Insecta; Hemiptera; Cicadellidae
Gene: bru3
Product: CUGBP Elav-like family member 4
Exons: 13
Coding region: 154-1389 (411 amino acids)
Biological process (GO): regulation of alternative mRNA splicing, via spliceosome; mRNA splice site recognition
Cellular component (GO): cytoplasm; ribonucleoprotein complex; nucleus
Molecular function (GO): mRNA binding
Source: RefSeq, a predicted model, not a curated record